AUUACGAAAGUGGGAAAUUUGAUGACCGGCGUAUGUUUCCAAACCUGCUUGUUGCCUCUACAUUCGAAAUUGAGAACAGAAGGCUGGAGGUGGUUUUAUUUUUCACUCUUACAUUAAAACGGAGGGGACCAACAUGCCUGUCAGAAAAACUGCAACAAAACGGAAAAGCACAGCCAGGAGUAUUACUCCUGGGCUUCCCACUAAAACUUCAAGGAAGUCACGCUUACUCCUUCCAAGUCCAGAAUCCCUUGAUGAUAAGGAGACUGGCCUUGUAUUCACAUUUGGCCAGGGUGAUGUUGGCCAGCUGGGCCUUGGGGAGGAUGUCCUUGAACGAACUAAUCCAGCUAUUGUAAAAAAUCUUGAAAAUGUAGUGGAUAUUUGUGCAGGUGGUAUGCACACAGUUUGUCUCACGAAGACUGGAGAGGUUAUCACAUUUGGUUGUAAUGAUGAAGGUGCAUUAGGCAGGGACACAAGCAAUGGUAACUCAGAAACAGAACCAGGAAAAGUGGAGAUUGACGGUACUGUUGUUCAGAUAACAGCAGGAGAUUCUCACACAGCUGCUCUGACAGAGAAGGGGCAAGUUUUUGCCUGGGGAUCAUUUAGAGAUUCCAGUGGUUCAAUGGGGCUUAUGAAAGCAGGUGUUGCUGAGCAGAAACCAGUUGAAAUUCUCCCUGGAUUGAUGACUGUGAAAAUCGCAUCUGGAGCUGAUCAUCUAGUCAUGCUUGCUAAUGACGGGCAUGUUUACACAUGUGGAUGUGGUGAACAAGGACAGUUAGGUCGAGUAUCAGAACGUGCUGCAAAUCGUAGUUGCAGACAAGGGUUAGGGCAUUUAUUGGUACCUGCGCCAGUGCCCAUUAAUCCCAGGUCGAAACUUGGCUUUGAAGAUAUCUGGGCUGGAACUUGGUGUACAUAUGCCAAAGCUCAGAGCCAUAUUUAUGUAUUUGGACUAAAUAACUACAGCCAGUUAGGUGUAGAGAAUCAAGUGUGCCACUUUCAUCCAGUGAUAUCACCCUCAUUUUCGGAAAAAUUAUGGUCACAGAUAUGCGGAGGGCAACACCAUACAUUGGCUCGUGAUAAUGAAGGUGGUGUUUAUGUCAUUGGUCGUAAAGAUUAUGGGCGCCUUGGAUUAGGCAAAGACUGUGAAGACAUCACUACACCUACUGCUAUACCAAAACUUAUUGGGAUGAAAUGCACUGACAUUGCAUGUGGUGCAGCAGUGUCAUUUGCUGUAAAUGAUAAAGGAGAAGUUUACGGGUGGGGAAUGGCAACAAAUGGACAGCUUGGAAAAAGUGGUGAUGGAGACGAUGAGAGUGAUGUGUAUGAGCCACGACAAAUCAAAGGAAAGCAGUUACUGUCACAUGUGGUGUUGAAAGUGUCAGCUGGUGGACAGCAUACUGUGUUGCUUGCUAAAAGUGCUAAAGUGACAGAGGAAAAAUAGUGCAGUUAGCAGUUUUGAAAUUGUAUCAACUUUGUACCAAAUUUGUGUAUAGGGAAAAGUGUUUUUUGGCUGUAAUAUUAAUAACUAAAAGUCCA
Molecule: messenger RNA, 1533 nt
Organism: Schistocerca nitens (vagrant locust)
Lineage: Eukaryota; Metazoa; Arthropoda; Insecta; Orthoptera; Acrididae
Gene: Rcc1
Product: regulator of chromosome condensation
Exons: 9
Coding region: 134-1438 (434 amino acids)
Cellular component (GO): cytoplasm
Molecular function (GO): guanyl-nucleotide exchange factor activity
Source: RefSeq, a predicted model, not a curated record